Molecule: messenger RNA, 576 nt
Organism: Guillardia theta CCMP2712
Lineage: Eukaryota; Cryptophyceae; Pyrenomonadales; Geminigeraceae
Exons: 1
Coding region: 1-576 (191 amino acids)
Source: RefSeq, a predicted model, not a curated record
AUGUCUAGGGAGUCUCAGAUCUUCAUACAAUCUUGGCAUGGUCUCCCCAACCUGUCUGCUCUGCAGAAAGACCUGACUCGACGCUUGAAGCGCCAGCUUCUUCACUUCCCCGUCACAACGCGAGGGGUCGUUCUUGGUGGGCUCCCUGUUGGAACCGACCAGUUUCAUUCGGGAUACAUGCGCAACAAGGUCUCCGCCCUCAACGCCGAGCUUUCUCUGCUGGAGGUGGUGGAGUACGGGUUCAUGUUCAAAACAUGUAGAAAUUUAUUAUUAAAGCAAAACACACAAAGCUGCCUCAAGCAUACGAGCAACAAGAUCCGAAGGUCGAAGCUCACAACACACACAAUGCGCGGACCAUGGAUGCGGCGACCGUCGGCAUCUCCAGCUCAGCAGCGCCGUCCUAAGGGGUUCCAGCAGAGGUGGAGAUGUAAUCGGACCUGUCGGACUGAGGAGACUGAUCUCCAGACAAGUCCGACGAGAGCCUCCGGAGCGUCUCAGACCGUCCGGAGCCGGCGCGCCUCGCCGGGGAGAGACCCAGGCGAGGCGGCCAAGGCAGCUACCGCAGCAGCGCCCUGA